AUGGGCUCUCACGAAGACGGAGGCAUGGCGGCAAGUGGUGUAGAUGCUGGUGCAGUGAUGCAAAAGUACACCGAGGAAGCUCAAAAGCGCGUGAUUUACCGUCCCCAGGGCAUGGCACACUACGCUGACCUCCGGACCAUCGAGUCUGGCCGGUUUCACGCUCUUGCCGAGGACCCAUGGGCCGACCAUGACGCCCUCAACGCCCGGGAGCCACCGCUGAAGGACGGUGACAAGGCGAAAGUGGUCAUUCUGGGUGGAGGAUUCGGUGCGCUUCUUGCUGCGGUGAGGCUCAUCAAGCAGGGUUUCGAUGCCAAUGAUAUCCGGUUCGUGGACUCAGCGGGUGGCUUUGGUGGGACUUGGUACUGGAAUCGUUAUCCAGGUCUGCACUGUGAUGUUGAGUCGUACGUCUAUUUGCCAUUCCUGGAAGAGACGGGCUAUGUGCCGAAAAAGAAGUAUUCCCCCGGGUAUGAGAUCUUGGAGCACUCAGAGAGGAUUGCAAAGCAUUGGAACCUCGCAGACAAGGGCCUCUUCAGAACUGAGGUCUCGGAUCUGACAUGGAACGAAGAUGGCAAGACAUGGACAGUCAGCAUGAUAGAGACCCGAGGCCCUGGCCAGUCUCCUCGCAAACUGAAAGUCGAGGCUCAGUACUUCAUCAUCGCGUCCGGCGUGCUCUCCCGGCCCCAGGUCCCCAAGAUUCCUGGGCUCGAGUCGUUCGCUGGCAAUAUGUUUCACACAUCCCGUUGGGACUGGACUGUCACAGGAGGCACACCCGCCGACGCGAACUUGAGCAAUCUCAAGGACAAGAGGGUAGGCAUCAUCGGCACAGGCGCAACCGCAAUCCAAGUUGUACCGAACCUCGCAAGACAUGUGAAAGAGCUGCACGUCUUCCAGCGCACUCCGGCGGCGGUACAUAGGCGUGACCAGCGGGACACAGACCAGCAUGAGUGGAAGACACAGAUUGCCGCCAAGAAGGGCUGGCAAGACGAGCGGACGAUAAACUUCACUUCCUACGUCUGCAGGGCCGGCGGCUCUGACGAGGUUAACCUGGUCGACGACGACUGGACCAAGAUCGAUGCGUAUCAUGCCAUCCUCGGGUCUACCCGCAAGCCUCCCGUGGAACCAACUCCCGAGGCUAUCGGGGCCCACGUUGCUGAAUUUGUAGGCUUAGACCUACCACACGGAGAGGCGCUCAGGAGGAGGGUCGAUGACAUCGUGAAGGACAAAGACACCGCAGCCAAGCUCAAGCCGUGGUAUCACUCCUGGUGCAAGCGCCCGACCUUCAGCGACGAGUACCUGCAGGCUUUCAACCUGCCGAACGUGCAUCUCAUUGACACGGAUGGGCGCGGCGUCGAGUCCGCGAACGAGAAAGGCCUUGUGUUCGACGGCAAGGAGUACCCGCUGGACGUGUUGGUCCUGUCCACCGGGUUCAUAUCCACAUCGGCCGGGGGAGGAGACCCUGCCCUCCGGUCGGGGAUCCGUGUCUCGGGCCGCAAUGGGUUGGUGUUCCAGGAAAAAUGGAAGGCGCAAGGAGCGACGACGUUGCACGGCCUCCUCAGCCACGACUUUCCGAACCUGUUCUUCCUCAGUCCUUUGCAGGCAGGGAGCGCCCCGAACAACGUUCACAUGCUGGACGUCCAGGCCAAACACCUUGCCUACAUCCUCGGCCAGGCAAGGGAUAAGAACGCGGCGACCGUCGAGGUGUCGGCAGAAAGCGAGGAGGCGUGGAGCCUGAAGUGUAUGGCUGGUGCAGCGUGGUAUGCGGUCGUUCCGAUGUGUACUCCAGGGGCCAUGACGAACGAAGGAGAGGGUUAUGGCAAGCAGCCAGAACCAGCAGAGGCGAUGAAGAAGGCCCGGGCAUCGCCUUGGUCGGGAGGUCUAUUAAGCUACGACAAGAUAUUGGCAGAGUGGAGGGAAAAGGGCGAUAUGGCCGGAGUGAUCUUCGAGUAA
Molecule: messenger RNA, 1947 nt
Organism: Diaporthe amygdali
Lineage: Eukaryota; Fungi; Ascomycota; Sordariomycetes; Diaporthales; Diaporthaceae
Product: pyridine nucleotide-disulfide oxidoreductase-like protein
Exons: 2
Coding region: 1-1947 (648 amino acids)
Molecular function (GO): oxidoreductase activity
Source: RefSeq, a predicted model, not a curated record